Molecule: messenger RNA, 1017 nt
Organism: Caenorhabditis elegans
Lineage: Eukaryota; Metazoa; Nematoda; Chromadorea; Rhabditida; Rhabditidae
Gene: str-145
Product: Serpentine receptor class r-10
Exons: 7
Coding region: 1-1017 (338 amino acids)
Biological process (GO): detection of chemical stimulus involved in sensory perception of smell
Cellular component (GO): ciliary membrane
Source: RefSeq, marked reviewed
AUGUUAUACCUCCAUGUCAUCCAAUAUUUUGGAUUUCUUGGUUCUCAACUUGCAAACUCCUUUUUAGUAUACCUAAUUAUGACAAAAGCCCGAAAAUUGUUUGGAAUGUACCGAUUUGUAAUGCUAGGAUUUGCCUUCUUUUUCUUGAUCUAUUCAUGGAUAGAAAUCCUCACUCAACCGGUUAUUCAUAUAAAAUCUCCGGUUUGCAUUGUGUUUAUGGAUAGCUCACUGAAAUACUUCAAAACUCUUGGAUUCAAUCUUACCUGUUUGUACUGCGCAUGUUUUGCUCUUGUUAUCUCCCUCUUGUCAGCUCAAUUCUUCUACAGAUUUUUGGCGGUUUGCAAGCCACAUUCACUUUCUCAUGGUGAAGAACGUAUUUUAUUUUACUUAUUUUUUCCUUGUGUUUUGUGCUUCAUUGCUUGGUUUGGAUUUGUGUACUGGGGAAUGGCUAAUACGGUUGAAAAACAAUUGUACAUGAAAAAUGAACUAGCAGAAAAAUAUAACGAAGACUCUGAGAAUGUAGCGUUUAUUGCGGUUAUGUAUUGGUCACUUGAUAAAAAUGGGCAGAAAAUUUGGAAGAUUUGGGAUAUUGCACUCUUACUGGCAUGUGUUGCAACAAUUGGCGGCUGUUUUAUGACGAUAGUCUAUUGUGCAUCAAGGAUUUACAGAAAAAUGAAGGAUACAAGUAGUCACAUGAGCGAGCGGACACUAGAACUCAAUAGACAGUUGUUUAUCACAUUGACCAUUCAGACAAUUUUACCUCUAUUUAUGAUGUACAUUCCUGUUGGGUUAGCAACUUCUCUUCCAAUCUUUGAGAUCAAAAACGGACGGAUUGCCAAUUUCACUGCAGCCAGCUUAGCCGUCUAUCCGUUUCUAGAGCCACUAGUUCCAAUGAUUUGCAUAAAAGAAUUCAAAAAAGUUAUUUUGUGUACGAAGAACAGAAAAGUGGCAUCUCCAACUACUUUCUUAACACCCGUAUCAGGAGUUUAUUCAUCGAGUACUAAUGCCAUUCUUUAA